GGAAAUUGGAGUGACAAUAAUGUACUAUUCCAAUGGUUUCAAUAAGACAAAAUAUACAGCUGCUUUCAUUAUUAUUAUAGUAUCACUGAUACUUCUGAGUCAGACUUGGUUACAAUAUAGUCCACGCAGGUGGAACGAAGAUCUGAGAAUGCAAAAGAUCGCAAAAGUUCACAAAAUGCGACUUCAACAUAUCCAUAAAAUGUGUCAGGAGCAUGAUGUUCGAAAGGUAGGGGCUGGAGUUCAGAAUAAUAUUUUCAAUGUUGAACUUUCUGAGGGAAAGCAUGUGAUAUUUUGCCCCAUAGCUAAAGUUGGUACAACAUUCUUCGGAAGACUAUUCGGAAUACUUCAAAUGAAUCAACCAAUCGAUGACAUGUAUAACAUGUCAGUGUUUGCCGGGUCAAGAUACCAUAAAUAUCAAACGUUUAACGAAAUUGAAGAAAAUGUACGACGAGAGACCCCAAAAAUGAUUUUUGUACGCCAUCCGGAAUCGAGGAUUGUUUCUGCAUAUUUGGAUAAGAUUUAUGGAAUCGGGGCAUUUAGACAACGCAUCCCAGCAUAUCUGAAAUCUGUGAGACCAAAUAAUACUGAAAAAUCCUUCAUUUGUGGCAGUGAUGUAAGCUUUGAUUUAUUUUUAGAAAUUGUCCUUAAAGAUACAAGAAAUGGUCAUGGCAACAGACAUUGGAUGCCGGCAUAUAGCCGUUGCUUUGCAUGUUCUAUAGAUUAUGACAUCAUUGGUAAAAUGGAAACAUUCAAUGACGAUCUUCAGUAUGCCAUGCAUUUGGCUGGCUAUAAAGACUUCCCUGAAGUAACCACUACAAACACAGCAAAAUUAGAAAGCAUAAAAAGAGAAAUCGAGAAACUUUUUAGAGCACAUAAAAAUGCUAAGUUUCCCUCACCAGAAUGCAGUUUCACGAUGGGCGAAGGUUAUGACAGGGUUUGGAGCAUUCUAAAAAUUCAUGGCCUAUUAAAUAAAAACACCAUCAUACCACCAUCAAAAACAAUUUUAGGAUAUAUAGAUAAUACCACAGUUGCUGAAGUUUCAAAAUUAGUUAAAAAUGAUCCAAUAUUUGUAAGACAAUACCAGAAGGCCGAAAAAGACAUGCAGGAUUAUGUUUUAAGGAUGCACAAAACCCAGGACCCCAAUGGGGAAAAAUAUAAUGCCAUUGAAUAUCUUUUCAGGAAUAUUUCAGAAGAAACAAAGGCCCGCCUUAAAGAGGCAUAUAAGUAUGACUACCUUUUAUUUGGAUAUGAGUAAAGGUUUCUUUAAUUCAAGGACUCAUUUAACUUUAAUUGAUAACAGUAAAUUACUGGGUGAUCCAAAAGUAACGUCAAAGAUGUCAUUUCAAUGCUACUCGAUCAAUCUUCUAGAAAGUUAGUACAGAUAUCCCUUUUCCCCAAUUAUUGACUUAGUACCUCAGAAAUAAAGCUCCUACUACUUGAUUGGUAGAUUUUAUGAUUACUAUGGUAACCCAUUGUGAUGUCAACUGGGGCUUUAAUUUUGCAUUUGACUUGGAGCAAAUGAAUAUCAAUAAUAUUUCAAUGUAUUUUUUAUUUCAUUCAUGUUAGUAACAUUUAUGAUGUCACACAGACUAUAUUAGUCAUUUAUUUUGCUUUCUGAGAAAGUGUUCAACCAAGUAUACCCCACACUGAACACCUCCUUGUCAAUGUGGUAUAUAAACAAGAUUGUCUGAGUGAAAUCCACACAUUGAAAUACUCAAAAUUUUUUAGUCCGGUUUUAUUUCCUACAAUGCUAGUAAAGGCCUUUAAGGGCAUUUAAAAAUGCAAGUAUAAAAACAUGUCUUUGUUUGUGGGGCUCAGGUAUCAGCCAUGUAGUAAACAUACAUAAUUUUGAACAAUAAAAAAGAAUUCAGAAUUUUUCUAAAGCAAAGUAACUUACCUGUAAGCUGCCAAUGGUGGACUGGGCCACUCGUAAAGCCUGCUUACUUUCGUAAUCUUCCUCUUUAGCACCCUCUGUGGCUGCGGAUGUAGCUUUAAGGAUGAUCUCAUCACGUGUGGAUGUAGCAGGAAGUCGCAGUCUCAAUUCAGUGAUUACUUUGUCGCGAGAUAUGAUGUUACUAUCUAGUUCUCUCACCUUUGCUUCGAGACUGAGAACUUGCUAAAAAAGAGUUUGUAAAUAAAGAUCGUGAAUGCAAUGCUGGGGGUAACGCUGUGGCUACAAUAUAUGUGAUAGGUACAAAUAGCUAAUAGGUACAUUUUUACUAUCUUCAGUUUAUCUGUUACUCAAUGACAUUCAAUGGCUAUCUGACUGGCCUAUG
This is a messenger RNA of Owenia fusiformis, 2276 nucleotides long. Lineage: Eukaryota; Metazoa; Annelida; Polychaeta; Sabellida; Oweniidae. The record is from the annotation of a GenBank genome assembly.